AUGAACAGGGGAAAGAGAAGCAGCUCCCAGGGGCCUUCCUCUGACGUCUUAGGAAGAUUCUGUUUUCCCGUCUGGAAGGAAAGCACGCAGCCAUCGUCGGGCAAGGAGCAGCUCCCUCCAGCUGGAUCGUGCAAGCCAUACUCGAGGGAUGUGGUGAGGAUUUGCAGUGACGCGGAUCUCUCCGCUGUGGACCUGUGUCCCGCUGGGAGGGGAAGUGAGGACACAGCACCAAGGAGAGAACCUGGCUCAUGUCCCAAGUCAGUGUGGCCCAGGGGCUUCUUCACUCUGCUGAAACUCUCCACAGAGACAGGGUUGCUGGAGCAAUCCCAGAGGGAAAACCCUCCCAGUGCCACCUGGCCGCUUUUCUGUCUCCCAGGAAGUUUUGCAGUAACCUGUGACACAGCUGGGAAUGUGGCUCAGACAUGGGGAGGUGACACAUCUGACUAUGUGCUGUCUGCUCCCGUCCCCCCUGCUGACCCCAGCCUCGACAGACUCACAUCCAGCCAUACACACAUCCAGCCACUCACAUCAGCAGUGAGUCAGAAACAAAGAAGAAAAACCCUCGUGGGCUGCGAUUCGCCCUUUAUUGUGAACUCCAGACGUCAUACGCGCACGGCUAUAGAUGGAGCUCGGGAGCCCAGGCCAGCCCAGUGCAAGCCCACGAGAGCUCAGUGAUGGUGGUGGUGGUGCCGGUUGGUGGGGGGGGAUGCUGUGUCUGUAUGGCUAAGGAUGUAUUACAGAGGCGGGCUGGUCUUAAUGUAACUAGAGAGCUUCUGUAAUCUACAAAGGGUGAAGACAGAGAGGGAGUAAGAGGAGGUACCCUGUGUAUUUCCCAGGCACGCUCUCCCCAAGAGGAGGCCCUCUCUGAUAUCCCCCCCAAUCUCCCUCCAGCGCAGCACACCAAGGAAUGA
This is a messenger RNA of Aquila chrysaetos chrysaetos, 911 nucleotides long. RefSeq lists its product as uncharacterized. The transcript is spliced from 4 exons. The coding region runs from base 1 to 675 and encodes 224 amino acids. Lineage: Eukaryota; Metazoa; Chordata; Aves; Accipitriformes; Accipitridae. The record is from RefSeq and is a predicted model, not a curated record.